AUGGGAUUUUCCGGGGGAGGCGAUCUGAGAUUCCGGCAGCUGCUCCUCUCAUUUUUACUCCAUACAUCCUGGGAGAUGGGGAGAGGCCAGAUCCAUUACUCGGUGCCAGAAGAAGCGAAACACGGAACGUUUGUGGGGCGAAUCGCGCAGGAUCUGGGUCUGGAGGCUGGGGAGCUUGUUCCGAGGCUUUUCCGGGUGGUGUCCAAGGGCCACAGGGACUACUUGGAGGUAAAUGCGCAGAACGGCAUUUUAUUUGUGAAUUCUCGGAUCGACCGUGAGGAACUGUGCGGCCGCAGUCCUGUUUGUAGUAUCCACCUGGAGGUGAUCGUGGAAAAACCGCUGCAAGUUUUCCACGUGGAGGUGGAGAUCAAGGACAUUAACGAUAAUGCGCCAGUGUUUCCUGCUGCAGAACAAAGGCUGUUCAUUUCUGAGUCUAAACAACCAGACUCUCGAUUUCCGCUAGAGGGCGCCUCAGAUGCGGAUAUAGGAGUGAACUCUGUCUUGACCUAUGGGCUUAGCCCUAAUGAGUAUUUCAUUUUGGAAACGCAAACGUAUAGCGAACAAAGUAAAACUUUGUCACUUUUGUUAAGAAAAUCUUUGGACAGAGAAGAUACUCCAGAAAUUAAUCUGUUACUGACCGCCACUGACGGGGGCAAACCGGAGCUCACAGGUACAGUCCAAUUAAGAAUCUCGGUGCUAGAUGUCAAUGAUAAUGAUCCUGAGUUUGAUCAGUCAGAGUACAAGGUAAAAUUGUUGGAAAAUGUAGCAAAUGGCACAUUUAUAGUAAAGGUCAAUGCCACAGAUAGGGAUGAAGGAAUAAAUAAAGUUUUAAAAUAUUCACUGCGUUCGAUAAAACCAAAGGGAAAUUACUUGUUCAGAUUAGAUGAAAAUACAGGAGAAAUUAGGGUAAAUGGAAACUUGGAUUUCGAGGAAAAUAAAUUCUAUGAACUCCAAGUAGAGGCGACUGAUAUGGGAACCCCUCCCAUGGUGGGCCACUGCAGGGUUUUGGUAGAGAUACUCGACAUCAACGAUAACCCUCCAGAGGUCACUGUGACAUCAUUAUCGCUGCCAGUUCGCGAAGACGCCCCACCGGGCACAGUCAUCGCCCUCAUUAGCGUGUCUGACUUUGAUUCAGGAGCCAAUGGACAGGUGACUUGCUCUCUAUCUCCCCCGGUGCCCUUCACGCUCGUGUCCACUUUCAGGAAUUACUACUCUCUAGUGCUGGACGGUACCUUGGACCGCGAGAUUGUGCCCGCCUAUGAACUGGUGGUGACUGCAAGGGAUGGAGGGAGUCCUGCUCUGCGGGCCACCGCUAGCGUUUCAGUAGGCAUUGGCGACGUGAAUGACAACGCGCCUGCCUUCGAGCAGCCUUUAUACAUCGUAUUUGUGAAGGAGAACAAUUCACCGGGAAGUCAUAUCUUCACUGUGUCCGCUUCGGACCCUGAUGCUCAGGAGAACGCUUUGGUGUCUUACUCGCUGGUGGAGCGCAGGGUAGGGGAGCGUCCGCUGUCGAGUUAUGUGUCAGUGCACUCGGAGAGCGGGAAAGUGUACGCCCUGCAGCCCUUGGACCACGAGGAGCUGGAGCUGCUGCAAUUCCAGGUGAGCGCCCGCGACUCAGGCUUUCCUCCUCUGGGCAGCAACGUGAGCCUGCAGGUGUUCGUGCAGGACGAGAACGACAAUCCGCCUGUUGUGCUACCGCCCUACGCUGGCAUUAGCCCAGUGACAGAGCUGGUAUCACAAUCGGUAGCUGUGGGCCAUGUAGUGGCGAAGAUUCGAGCUGUGGAUGCGGAUUCUGGCUACAAUGCGUGGCUGUCUUAUGAGCUGCUGUCCGAGGUGGGCGUUGGGCGCAACCCUUUCAGAGUGGGUCUGUACACUGGCGAGAUCAGCACGACGCGAGCCCUGGAGGAGUCAGAUGGCCCUCGGAAGAUGCUGCUAAUACUAGUAAAGGACCACGGGGAACCCACGAUGUCUGCGACAGCUACGGUGACCGUGUCACUUUUGGAGAGUGGUCAGGUCCUUCAGACGUCUUCUGGGGUGGCCAGGCAGCCAGCGGCGUCAUCCAUUGUUAAGGGAACAUCCCUGGUGAAUGUGAACGUGUAUUUAAUCAUAGCCAUCUGUUCUGUAUCUAGUUUGUUGGUGCUGAGCCUUUUGCUAUAUGUGGCGCUGCGAUGCUCUACACCGACGCCGGGUAUAUACGGGCCUGGGAAGCCCACACUGGUGUGUUCGAACGAGGCUGGGAGCUGGUCGUAUUCCCAGCAGCGGCGGCAGAUGGUUUGUUCUGGAGAAGGAACAGUCAAGAACGAUCUCAUGGCCUUCAGCCCCAACCUUCCUCCAUGUCCACCAACUUCAGACAGAAAUCAGCAGGAAACAAAGAAGGAGCCUUUGGGCAAGGUGAGUCUUUUAUAG
This is a messenger RNA of Gracilinanus agilis (Agile Gracile Mouse Opossum), 2406 nucleotides long. RefSeq names its product protocadherin alpha-11-like. Gene Ontology annotation, molecular function: calcium ion binding. NCBI's taxonomy places the organism in Eukaryota, Metazoa, Chordata, Mammalia, Didelphimorphia, Didelphidae. The record is from RefSeq and is a predicted model, not a curated record. Gene Ontology annotation, cellular component: plasma membrane. Gene Ontology annotation, biological process: homophilic cell-cell adhesion. The coding region runs from base 1 to 2406 and encodes 801 amino acids. The transcript has a single exon.